CGCGAAGGGGCGGGACAUAGAAGCUGAAGAGCAGGAAUUGGCAUCAGGGCGUGCGCGAGCCCCCGGAAAUCGUGAGGAAGGAAAAGGGCGCCAUUUCCGAAAGGAAGGGUUUCAGUGGGGAACGAGUGGAGCUAUGUAUUUUUUUUUGUCCGCUGCAGUGGAAAAUGCAGUUCACAUCACAAUUAGACCUAUUUCCUGAGUGCACGGUGACUCUACUCUUGUUUCGUGGUGUAAAAAAUGCUGGAGAUUUAAGAAAAAAGGCCAUGGAAGGUAGCAUCAAUGGAGCAUUAAUUAAUGCUACGAUGGUGCUUGAUCCAUUUCAGAUCCUCGUGGCAGCCAACAAGGCCGUGCACCUCCACAGGCUCGGGAGAAUGAAGACAAGGACUCUGUGCACAGAAAUUAUCUUCAGCCUUUCCCCAAGCAACAGCAUUUCAGAAGCCUUGAAGAAGUUUGGCAUCUCAGACAACGACACUUCAGUUUUAAUUGUUUAUGUCGAAGAAGAAGAAAAGCGAAUGAAUCCAGAAGACCUCAUAUCUCAGGUGGAUGGUCAUCAGGUUUCCUUCGACAAGCUUCCAGAAAUGACAGAUAUCACCAGCAUAAAAAAGGCAUACAAACUGACUCCCAAAGAAGAAAAGAUCGGGACAUUAUUAGAAAGUAUCAUUUGCAGAAUGUCAACCAAAGAUGUUUUGUGAAAUAAAAAAAAGAAUCAAAAAAUG
Molecule: messenger RNA, 716 nt
Organism: Phascolarctos cinereus (koala)
Lineage: Eukaryota; Metazoa; Chordata; Mammalia; Diprotodontia; Phascolarctidae
Gene: TPRKB
Product: TP53RK binding protein
Biological process (GO): tRNA threonylcarbamoyladenosine modification
Cellular component (GO): cytosol; EKC/KEOPS complex; nucleus
Source: RefSeq, a predicted model, not a curated record